AUGGAGUCAAAGAGUCGUGAGUGGAUGCAGUGCAAAAAAAGUGACCCUAGUGUCAAAGAUGUGGUGUCUUGUCCGUGUGUGAAAUGCAACAACGAAAGGAGAAAAUGUAGAGAUGAAAUAGAGUUGGAUUUGCUUAAAUUUGGAAUUUUUAAGAGUUAUACACGCUGGUUGCGGCAUGGGGAAAGCAUCAGUGAUCAGGCAACUCAUAACAAUAUCAUAAACGAGUCAAAUGAAUUCCAGGAGCAUGAGCAUGAUGAAAUGUUAGAUAUGCUACAUGAGGCAUUUGGAGUACCGCUAGAAAAUGAUGUUGAGGGAGAGAGAGAUAAAGUGAGUGAAGGUGGAGAUCCUAAAGAUGCAGCAGAAGCUUUUUACAAAUUGAUGGGUGAUCUUGAGUUGGAGCUAUAUCCUGGGUGUAAGCAAUUCUCUAAGUUGUCCUUCUUAGUUAAGUUGUUUCACAUAAAGUGCUUAACUGGAAUACCCGACAAAAGUUUGGAAAUGGUUCUUAGCCUAUUCAAAGAAGCAUUACCUAAGGAUAACACUUUGCCAGAAUCUUAUUAUGAAGCUGAAAAGAUCAUAAAGAACUUGUCGCUUGAAUCCAUUAAGAUUGACGCAUGCCCUAAUAACUGCAUGUUAUUUUGGAAGGAGCAUGCCGAUGCAGAGGAAUGUGUAAAGUGUCAUGCUUCUAGAUGGAAAAAGAGCAAACCAAGUAGCGAAUCUUCUACCUCACAAUCUAAGCCUAAGAAGAUUCCUAGCAAGACAAUGCGUUAUUUUCCGUUGAUCCCUAGGCUUCAAAGAAUUUUCAUGCCAACCAAAACCGCUGCAAGUAUGAGAUGGCAUAGCGAUGAACGUGUUGAUGAUCCUGAUGGAGUAAUGAGACAUCCAGCGGACUCCAAAGCCUGGAAAUCAUUUGAUGAACAAUAUCCAACAUUUGCCUCCGAGCCUCGAAAUGUUCGCCUCGGUUUAGCAAGUGAUGGGUUUAGCCCCUUUAGAAAUGGACAUAUUCCCCACAGUACAUGGCCGGUAGUUCUUAUCCCGUAUAAUUUGCCUCCAUGUCUUUGCAUGAAGCAACCAUCUUUUAUUCUCUCUAUGCUUAUCCCGGGUCCUAAGGGGCCCAAAGAUAAGAUUGAUGUUUACUUGCAACCUCUAAUAGAGGAUUUGAAGUUGCUUUGGGAAGUUGGUGUUGAAACAUACGAUGCCUCAAAGAAAGAGAAUUUUAGAAUGUUUGCUUCUUUGCUGUGGACUAUAAGUGAUUAUCCUGCAUAUGGUGAUCUAUCUUGUUGGAGUACUGGCGGAGCUGUUGGUUGUCCUUCUUGUAACAGUGAUACUUGUUCUAGGUGGUUGUCAAAUGGGGGAAAACAUUGUUAUAUGGGUCAUCGUAGAUUUUUACGUAUGGAUCAUAUGUGGAGAUACGAUGGAAGUACUUUUGAUGGGAAGCAAGAGUUAAGACCAAAACCUAAGCAGUUAUCUGGUGAGGAACUGCUACAACAGGUUAAUGAUGAACAAGCUGCUUCAAAACAUACUUCAAAAAAGAGGCGACGCACAAAGAAGAAGGAAAAGGCAACAAAAUUAUGGCGAAAGAAAAGCAUUUUCUUUGAAUUGCCAUAUUGGAGUAGUCUUUUAAUACGCCAUAAUUUGGAUGUGAUGCACAUUGAAAAAAACUCAUUGCAUCCUAUAAGGGAUCCUAAUAAUCCAACUGAGAUCCCAAAAGAGUUCCCACCAGCUCCUUUUACCUUAUCUUUGGAGCAAAAGAGGAAUCUGUGUAACUUUUUGACUAGUGUGAAAUUUUCGGAUGGGUAUGCUUCAAAUAUUUCACGAAAUUCCUCACUUAAAGAACGUAAACUCUCUGGGUUGGAAAGUCACGAUUAUCAUGUUAUCUUGGAGCAUUUAUUGCCUCUUGCCAUACGUGACUGGCCCGUAUCAUUGUCCGCUCCACUUAUUAAGUUGAGCGAAUUUUUUAGAGAGUUAUGUUCUAAAGCAUUGAAGAUUGACGAGUUAGAGAAACUCGAAGAGCAAAUUGGUGUUACCCUUUGUGAGUUGGAACGAAUUUUCCCACCAUCCUUUUUUGUGAUUAUGAUGCACUUACCCGUACACCUUGCAAGUAAGGCUUUGAUUGCUGGGCCAGUUCAGUAUCGAUGGAUGUACCCUAUUGAAAGAUAUCUUAGCAAACUAAUAGGGUAUGUACGCAAUAAAGGUCACCCGGAGGGAUCAAUGGCAGAAGGUUAUCUUUUAGAGGAGUGCUUGACAUUUUGUUCGAGAUAUAUGGAUGAUAUAGAAACAAAAUUCAACAAGCAAGAUAGAAUUUAUGAUGAUGAUGGUGAUGAUGAUAUUAGUUCAACUGACUGCAUUCCUAUAUUCGGGAUAAGAGGUAGAGCAUUUGGGAAGGAAAAUCCUCGUUUAUUUAGUACAAAGGAAUGGGAAGAAAUUCACUAUUAUGUGUUGAACAAUUGUAAAGAAGUGCAACCAUUCAUCGAGUAA
Spinacia oleracea (spinach) is the source of this 2475-nucleotide messenger RNA. RefSeq lists its product as uncharacterized. Bases 1 to 2475 code for a protein of 824 amino acids. The record is from RefSeq and is a predicted model, not a curated record. NCBI's taxonomy places the organism in Eukaryota, Viridiplantae, Streptophyta, Magnoliopsida, Caryophyllales, Amaranthaceae. The transcript is spliced from 4 exons.